UCCUCUGACGUUAUCAUCGGCAUUCACUCUGUGGGCUCCUCUCGGGGUGGUGCCUGCUGGUCUCAGUUUUGGGGUGAAGUGACAUUUGGCCUUGACUAGAAGAGGCAGGUUGUGGGGGGCAGGCAGGGUGCAGGUGAGGGAACUGAGGCAGAGCGGGCUGGGAGCAGAGGGGGUGUAGGGUCCUCCCAGGCUGACCCCCCAGAACCUGGGCCUGCAGGGCUGCUCUGGGGUCCAGGCUCCAAUGCAGCCUCAGCGCAGGCCCUGGUGGCCGGAGACAGGGCAGGGCAGGAGCUUCAAGUCACCCGCACCGGCAGCCCUCAAGGCUCCUUUGAUGGAAUCGGACCCAGGUGGACUCUAAGUGCCCUCCUGCUUGGAAACCCUGUCAGACCCUGCGUUUUCUACAGAGUGGCUAAGUUACACGGCUGUUCCGGAGGGUGAUGACGGACUGCAUCUGGGAUUGACGGGCCAGGUGAAUGAGAAGAUGUAGUGGACACCCCAGCGCCCGGGUGACACCUGCUGGGAGCUUGGUGUGGACACCCCAGCCACCCGCAGCCCAGCCGGAGCACCCUACCCCUGGGCACCCCCCGGCCAUCCAGCCUCACCAUGUCCAAGAGGGGCAUGGGCAGCCGGGCAAAGGGGGACAAGGCAGAAGCCCUCGCGGCGCUGCAGGCGGCCAACGAGGAUCUUCGAGCCAAGCUUACAGACAUCCAGAUCGAGCUGCAGCAGGAGAAGAGCAAGGUCAGCAAAGUGGAACGCGAGAAGAACCAGGAGCUGCGGCAGGUGCGCGAACAUGAGCAGCAUAAGACCGCGGUCUUGCUCACGGAGCUCAAGACAAAGCUGCACGAGGAGAAGAUGAAGGAGCUACAGGCCGUGCGUGAGACACUGCUGCGGCAGCACGAGGCCGAGCUGCUCAGGGUCAUCAAGAUCAAGGACAAUGAGAACCAGCGGCUGCAGGCACUGCUCAGCGCCCUGCGUGACGGCGGCCCCGAAAAGGUCAAGACCGUGCUGCUGUCUGAGGCCAAGGAGGAGGCCAAGAAGGGGUUCGAGGUGGAGAAGGUCAAGAUGCAGCAGGAGAUCUCCGAGCUCAAGGGCGCCAAGAGGCAGGUGGAGGAGGCGCGGACGCUGGUGAUCCAGGCGGACAAGAUCAAGGCCGCGGAGAUCCGCAGCGUGUACCACCUGCACCAGGAGGAGAUCACCCGCAUCAAGAAGGAGUGUGAGCGGGAGAUCCGCAGGCUGAUGGAGGAGAUAAAAUUUAAAGACAGAGCAGUCUUCGUGCUGGAGAGAGAGUUAGGGGUUCAAGCCGGGCAUGCUCAGAGACUGCAGCUCCAAAAAGAGGCUCUAGAUGAGCAGCUGUCCCAGGUCCGAGAGGCCGACCGGCAUCCGGGCAGCCCCAGACGGGAACUUCCUCAUGCAGCUGGUGCAGGAGACGCUUCAGACCACUCGGGAAGCCCUGAACAGCAGUUGGAUGAAAAAGAUGCCCGGCGCUUCCAGCUUAAAAUCGCAGAGUUAAGUGCGAUUAUCCGCAAACUGGAGGACCGCAACGCCUUGCUGUCGGAAGAGAGGAAUGAGCUGUUAAAGCGUGUAAGAGAAGCCGAGAGUCAGUACAAGCCUCUGCUGGAUAAAAACAAGCGCCUCAGUCGCAAGAACGAGGAUUUGUCUCACGCUUUACGCCGAAUGGAAAACAAGUUAAAAUUUGUCACCCAGGAGAACAUAGAAAUGAGACAGAGAGCCGGAAUCAUACGGCGACCCAGUUCCUUGAACGACCUGGAUCAAAGUCAGGAUGAGAGAGAAGUCGAUUUCUUGAAGCUUCAGAUUGUGGAGCAGCAAAACCUCAUAGAUGAACUGUCUAAGACCCUUGAGACCGCCGGCUACGUGAAGAGCGUGUUAGAGCGGGACAAGCUGUUAAGAUUCCGGAAGCAAAGAAAGAAAAUGGCAAAACUUCCCAAGCCGGUUGUUGUGGAGACCUUCUUUGGAUACGAUGAAGAGGCUUCCCUGGAAUCCGACGGUUCCUCCAUCUCUUACCAAACAGACAGGACGGACCAGACCCCGUGCACCCCAGACGAUGACUUGGAGGAGGGCAUGGCCAAGGAGGAGACGGAGCUGAGGUUCCGGCAGCUGACCAUGGAGUACCAGGCCCUGCAGCGCGCCUAUGCCUUGUUGCAGGAGCAGGUUGGAGGGACGCUAGACGCAGAGCGAGAAGUUAAGACCCGUGAGCAGCUACAAGCCGAAGUGCAGAGGGCGCAGGCGCGGAUACAGGACCUGGAGAAGGCCCUGGCGGAGCAGGGCCAGGAUAUGAAGUGGAUUGAAGAGAAGCAGGCGCUGUACCGGAGAAACCAAGAGCUUGUGGAAAAGAUCAAACAAAUGGAGGCGGAAGAGGCUCGGCUCAGACAUGAGGUGCAGGACGCCAGAGACCAAAACGAGCUGCUGGAGUUCAGGAUCCUGGAGCUUGAGGAGAGGGAGAGGAAGUCACCUGCCAUCAACUUCCACCACACGCCCUUCGUGGAUGGGAAGAGCCCCCUCCAGGUGUACUGCGAGGCUGAAGGCGUGACGGACAUUGUGGUCGCGGAGCUGAUGAAGAAGCUGGACAUCCUGGGCGAUAACGCCGUAAGUAACUUGACCAAUGAGGAGCAGGUGGUUGUCAUACAAGCCAGGACAGUCCUGACCUUGGCUGAAAAGUGGCUCCAGCAGAUUGAGGAGGCAGAGGCGGCGCUGCAGCGGAAGAUGGUGGAUCUGGAGAGCGAGAAGGAGCUGUUCAGUAAGCAGAAGGGCUACCUGGACGAGGAGCUGGACUACCGGAAACAGGCCUUGGACCAGGCCAACAAGCACAUCCUGGAGCUGGAAGCCAUGCUGUAUGAUGCCCUGCAGCAGGAGGCCGGGGCUAAGGUGGCUGAGCUGCUGUCAGAGGAGGAGCGCGAAAAGCUCAAGGUGGCCGUGGAGCAGUGGAAGCGCCAGGUCAUGAGUGAGCUGCGCGAGCGGGACGCCCAGAUCCUGCGGGAGCGCAUGGAGCUGCUGCAGCUGGCUCAGCAGAGAAUUAAAGAGUUAGAAGAAAGAAUAGAAGCUCAGAAGAGACAAAUAAAGGAACUGGAGGAAAAGCUUUCAUUCUCUGGUCAUAGUCCGUCUUGGCACCCUGACAUGCCCCACAUUGAAUUGGACCCUUUUCCUCCAGUGGGACCAGAGAGCAGGGACAAAAUGGGACAUCGCUUCUCCAUCCUGAAGACCCAGGGGGAUUUGGUCUCUGCACGCCAGUCCCGUGGAGGAAGAGUGAGAAGGGGCAGCGUGUGCGGCGCGGAGCUGCCGUCCACGUGGGAUGUGCCAGAACUAGAACUGGCUCUGCCGACUUCUUGGGGGCUUCUCCGGGAUAGGCCCGACCUUGGCUGCUGGACCCUGGGUCCCUUCUCCCGGAUGGCAGCCCCCAUCCCAGUUCCAGGGAUGUGUAGCAUUCCCUGCCAAGCAGGGGUGAGAACUGCUUCUGUGCAGAAGCACCAGCUGCGGGUCCCCUCCUCUCUCUUGGUUCUCACAGUAGCUGCCACUGGUGUCUGGAGGAUGAUUUUCAGAAACAACAGCGGUUUGGCCCGAUGACAAGAUGAAAGCUGUGACCUUCAUUCAAGGGAAUCUGGAGGCUCCCUGGGAUGGUCCUGGGAGGGCUCCCCGAUACCUCAGGGGCCCCUCCGAUGCUGCAAUGUGUUGCUAGGGUCCUGAGCACCCCCUGGCCAACAGACCCCACAUCCACCCUCGUUCAUCGUCAUCUCUGUGGGGACAGACGAGCCGUGGCCGCUGCGGGCCACGUGGUGCCAUCAACCCUCUGCCUCCCUUCCCAACCUGAGACAGGAAGGCCAAGAUCCCGCCCAAGCAGCCAGCUGGGAGCACCGUGGGACUGAGCCAAGGAAGGCGUGGGGAGCGUGGUGACAGGAGGUGGGACGAGGGGGCAGAGCUGGCUGGAACACGGAUGCCAAAGGCUGCCUCCGUAGUGCAUCUCCAGAAGUCACAGAGGCCUUGGGUGCCCAGAGCCACCCGGCCUGGAAGCCCCUGCACGGGCCAGCCCUGCAGGCCGUGGACCCCGGCGGGCACCGAAGCCUCACCCCAAGCCUUCGCACACAAGGAGCAGCCCAGGUGGGGACGGCGGGCGCAAGAAGGGAGCGGCUGGGACAGCCUUUUCCCUCCCGCUCUGUGUGGGGACACUGUACGAGCCGUGGAGCAAGAGGCUGACAGAGAGGAAGCAGUGCACUGCUGAAGGCAACGUUACGUGUGAUUUCCAUUCCUGCUGGGAGACCCAGGCCGCAGCCCGGGAGCUUCGUCCAGCCUGUGGAUGGAGCUUGACUGGCUGCAGAUGGAACUUCUGUGUCCUCCCACCCUUGGUGGUCUAAGGUUAUUGCUCUCAGAGCUGAAUUGACAGGAGGUGUGUGUGUGCACACGCUCACUUGUGUGCACAUGCAUGCGUUUAUGCAUGUUUUCACUCAACCAGAAGAGCAAUUCGUGGGAUUUAGCCAUUUUGAGGCACCUAGAAGUUGAGGCAGUUAGAUGUGCAGCCAGAUGCAAAUGUAACGUGCAGCAUCGUAUAAAAGAAGCGACUCAGCUGCUGUAGGGAGGACUGGGUUGUCUGGAAGUAUUAGGUUCAUCUUAUAUUUGUGUCAGAAGAAUGUCUGACUUUGGGGCAGAUGACAUAGUGGCUGCAGACCAGGCACGCCUCCCUAGGUUGAAAUCAGGCAAAAGCUAAUAGUAUCAGACAGAUAUGCUUUUUCUUUGGCGGCUGCAGGAUUUCUGCUGGAAAAUGCACUAUUAAUCAGCACUUGUCCAAGAAAGACCCAUCCCUUUCUGUUGUCAUUCAAGCCACAGUUCCUGAUUUACUUGGCAAGAUACUGGGCUAGUUCAGUGUCUCUAGCUGAGCCUGACCUCGGGGUUUGCGUCUCAAGUUGGAAAUCUUGUUAGUCCUCUGUGCAUAGUUUUGUCUCAUUUUAAUGACUGCAUCUUCUUGAUACAUUUAUUAUACUCAGAACUGAAUGGCACACAAUAGCCUUGUGUUAAUAAAAGCUGCCGUGGCGCUAUGGGUGAACCGCUGGGUUGAAGUCCGAUGGACUCUACGAUGCAGGCAUCCAGAAAUAUGUUGUAACUCUAUCUGGCUCCCUGCCAGUCUGGCCUCCUCUGGGAGAGCUCCUGGCAUGGUCCCAGUGUGUACCUGCAUGGGAACAACAGCUGCAUGGGCCAGCUGUUUUGGAUAGAAAGAUGUGCAGUGAAACUCAGAUUCCCAGGUUCACAUCCCUCAUGUUUAUUUGGGUCAUCAUGGUUUAGCAUGUUGUAUAUAUGUCUGGAGCACUUCAUACACCUCUAUCCACCACAGACAUUCUUAAUCACAGUUCUGUAAUAACAAUAAGGCAAACUAUACAGCAAAGAGAAGCAUGUAAAUAUGUACCAAAUUCUUAUGAAGUUGUAAUUGUUUAUAUGUAAAAAGUAUGUAUAUAGGAAAGGGAGAAGGUGCAAGGAAUGUGCUGAAUAACAUCCAAACUGCAUUGCGUCUCUGCCCCAUUCCUGAAAGCACACAUCUAAUUGGAGCAUCAGUUCCUCUCCUUAGAUAUCAUUGUUUUCACUCGUCUAUCAUAGGCACCUUCUUUACAUCUGAUUACAAUAUCCAGCAUUUCAGACUGGGUUUUUGCCCCCAAAAAGGUAAAUAUGAGCAUUUAUCAUUGACUCCUCCUGGUCCAGUGAACAGCAGCAGAAUUCAAGUAUUUAAAAAUAAGGUGCAUUUCUAAAUUGCAGGCUGUACCUUCUUUUCCAAACCAAUGGGCUACAGUGAAUUUCCUCCAGGUACUUGGGCUGUCUUACUGCUAGCUCUUCUAACAGGGGAAGUCUGUAUAAAUGCAUCACCCCCUAAUAAGGCAAGAGGAAGGACCCUGAAAUGUUGCCAGAAACAUUUACUGUGUAACUAGGACAUCAACAUUUACAUUAUAUUGUAUUAACAUCAUCACACUCUGUGUUCAACACACAGAACAACAUAGAUACUUUAGUUUGUCUAAAGUAAAAAUCCACAUAAAUCGCAGAUUCCUCUGUUGACACCAGUGUGUUGUUUACCUUGUGCCCAUGGUCCAGAUUUUGAGCUGGAGAAGGACUAUGGCUGUUCCUUAAAGUCUCUGCCCUUGCAGAAUCUGUAGCCUUCAGGAUACCCCGAGUGCCUUACAGGGCUUGUGAACACCGACACUAGAAGUCAAAAAGAAGAGAGUGCCCAAGUGUGGGUUUGGAGGCACUGACGCAUUCGCCAACUCACUGUCAUCCCAUCCUUGAAACCCUGAGAGAGAGUGUGUGGUUUAUCACAGUAAUGGAAUUAAGUUUAGGCUCAGGAAACUUAUAUUGUGAAUAUAGGUAUCAAAUCAUAUAUUUGUUUACUGUAUAUUUUUUAAAAAGCUUUAUUGUAAAUUUAUGCAAAAACUAACCGGGCCUGUUUUCUUACGGCAGCAUGCCGGGUAGUGUGUGUAUUCUCCCAGGCACUCCCUUCAUAGUCACCCUCUAACCACGUGACAUUCUGUUCCGUGCUAAGCAGUAUUCACAGGCCUAACAUAGGUUUGUAUGGUGAUCUACAAGAUUUUACAAAUAUUUUUGUAUUGUGAUUCCUAUGAUAUAUACCAGAGAAUUUUUUACUCAUUUGUAAAUUAUUGUACAGUUUUAAUAAAAAAUGUUUUAAAUCUUA
Nomascus leucogenys (northern white-cheeked gibbon) is the source of this 6676-nucleotide messenger RNA. It is a transcript of the gene JAKMIP3, whose product is annotated as Janus kinase and microtubule interacting protein 3. The record is from RefSeq and is a predicted model, not a curated record. Lineage: Eukaryota; Metazoa; Chordata; Mammalia; Primates; Hylobatidae. The transcript is spliced from 24 exons. Bases 604 to 3579 code for a protein of 991 amino acids. Gene Ontology annotation, molecular function: microtubule binding; kinase binding.